CUCGCCUGUCAGUCUUGCCCCCAGCACUUCCGGCGGGAGCUCCAUAGCAACCGAGGCCUCUCCGAGCGACGCGGUGGUUGAAGCCUCCUAGGCGGCGGGGCCAAUGGCAGAAGUAGAGGAAACACUGAAGAGGAUUCAAUCACAUAAAGGAGUGAUUGGAACUAUUGUUGUAAAUGCCGAAGGCAUUCCUAUCAGGACAACUCUUGACAACUCCACUACAGUACAAUAUGCAGGCCUCCUUCACCAACUCACAAUGAAAGCAAAGAGUACAGUGAGAGACAUCGACCCCCAGAACGAUCUGACCUUUCUGAGAAUUAGAUCAAAGAAACAUGAAAUCAUGGUAGCACCAGAUAAGGAGUAUCUUCUGAUUGUAAUCCAGAAUCCAUGUGAAUAAAAACCAACCCGUUUACUGGAGCAGCUCUACAAAAUUUGCCAUAAAGAUAAAAAGUCACAACAUUCCACUAUGAAAAUUGUCAGAAUCAAAGCCUUCCAAAGCAGCCACCUUUUUCUGCAUCUGGAUUAAUGAAAAUGUUUUUCUUACAUUCUUCAGGACAAAUAAAGUCAAAAGCUUGAAA
Molecule: messenger RNA, 575 nt
Organism: Anolis sagrei ordinatus
Lineage: Eukaryota; Metazoa; Chordata; Lepidosauria; Squamata; Anolidae
Gene: DYNLRB2
Product: dynein light chain roadblock-type 2
Biological process (GO): microtubule-based movement
Cellular component (GO): cytoplasmic dynein complex; cytoplasm; centrosome
Molecular function (GO): dynein intermediate chain binding
Source: RefSeq, a predicted model, not a curated record